Messenger RNA from Bactrocera neohumeralis, 2277 nucleotides. RefSeq lists its product as uncharacterized. The coding region runs from base 1 to 2277 and encodes 758 amino acids. The record is from RefSeq and is a predicted model, not a curated record. NCBI's taxonomy places the organism in Eukaryota, Metazoa, Arthropoda, Insecta, Diptera, Tephritidae. Gene Ontology annotation, molecular function: DNA helicase activity. Gene Ontology annotation, biological process: DNA repair; telomere maintenance. The transcript has 4 exons.
AUGAUUGAUACCGUCAUAUCGGCCGAAAUUCCAGAUCAAACCAUCGACCCAGGAUUAUUCGAAGUUGUCACGAAAAAUAUGAUUCACGGUCCCUGUGGUGAUAUUAAUCGAAAUUCACUUUGUAUGAUUGAUGGUAAAUGUUCGAAACGUUUUCCAAAGCAAUUGAUUGCUGAAACAAUUACAGGAGAUGAUGGAUAUCCACAGUAUCGUCGACGAUCAACUGAAGACAACGGUAAAUCAACUUAUGUGAAUAAGGGCAGCGAUAUGGCUGUUUUUGGAGUGGCUCCUGAGAAUAAUCAUGACGAAAUUUUGCAGUACCAAAUGGGGCGCUAUAUUAGUACGAAUGAAGCUGUAUGGCGUAUUUUAUCGUUUCCAAUUCAUGACAGACAUCCGGUUGUUGUACAUUUGGCAGUUCAUCUUGAAAACGGCCAACGUGUUUACUACACUGCUGCAAAUGCCGAACAAAGAGUAGUAGAGCCACCAGUAACUACACUGACAGCUUAUUUCCAGUUAUGUGAAACUGAUGAAUUUUCCAGGACUUUGCUAUAUUCGGAAGUGCCUCACUAUUUCACAUGGAAUGCAUCAACAAAAAAAUUUCAACGUCGCAAACAAGGCACACCUGUUGAUGGUUAUCCAGGUAUUUUUCGAACAGAUGCUUUGGGACGCAUUUAUACAGUUAGUCCAGCUAAUGUUGAAUGUUUUUACUUGCGACUUUUGUUGGUGAACGUACAUGGACCUCAAUCAUUCCAACAUUUACGAACUGUUAAUGGUCAAUUGUGCGCAACAUACCGUGAAGCAUGUCAACACUUGCAUUUGCUGGAAGAUGAUACGCAUUGGGAUGCUACGCUUCGUGAUGCAUCAAUUGUUUCUCCACCAAUUCAAAUUCGUAUGUUAUUUGCGAUCAUAAUAUCAACAUGUUUUCCAUCAAAUCCACUGGAAUUGUGGAAUAAAUACAAAGAUUUCAUGGCUGAAGACAUUUUGAUUCGACUUCGACAUCGUUCCAAUGAUCCUGCAUUGCUGCUGACAUUGGAAAUGUAUAAUGAAGCCUUGAUAAUGAUCGAAGAUUUGUGCCUUACGAUUGCAAAUAAGGCAUUAGGGCAAUUAGGAUUGACUCCACCAAAUCGUCCAAUGCAUGAUUUAUUUGAACGAGAAUUGCAACGCGAACUGCAAUUCGAUCGUAAUGAAUUGCGUGCGUUCGUACAAACGUAUACUCCACAAUUAAAUGAUCAACAAAAAUAUGUAUAUGACACAGUGAUGCAAGCUGUCAAUGACAACACUGGUGGAUUGUAUUUUUUGGAUGCACCUGGCGGCACUGGAAAAACAUUUUUGAUUUCAUUAAUACUGGCAACGAUUCGGUCGGAACAAAAAAUCGCAUUGGCACUUGCUUCUUCCGGAAUUGCAGCUACAUUACUUGAUGGCGGCCGCACAGCACAUUCCGCCUUGAAAUUGCCAUUGAACAUGCAAGCAAUUGAAACACCAACAUGCAAUAUUUCAAGGAGUUCUGGAAUGGCUAAAGUCUUGCAACAAACAUCCAUUAUUUUAUGGGACGAAUGUCCAAUGGCCCAUAAAAAAUCUUUGGAAGCCUUAAAUCGAACAUUACAAGAUUUGAGACGGAGUUUACAGCUGUUUGGCGGUGCAUUAAUAUUGUUAUCUGGUGAUUUUCGUCAAACGUUGCCUGUUAUUCCGAGAUCAACACCAGCUGAUGAAAUUAAUGCAUGUUUGAAAAGUUCAUUUUUGUGGGCACACGUACAAAUGCUUUCGUUGACGACCAAUAUGCGUGUGCGUCUUCAAAAUGAUUCUUCAGCACCACCAAAAAAUGUCAAUGUCAAUGAAAUCAAUUUCCACAUCCAGGAAAAAUUGCCAGGAAAAUACUUUGAUUUGCAUGAUGAUAACGACGUUCAAGCUGCAUUAGACCUCUUAGACGAUUCUGAUGCAGAUUUCAGUGACGAUAAUGAUAUUGAUGAUGAAACUUGGGUACCAUUCAACAUUUUCCCACAAUCUCCAGCAAGUGAUGAAGAUGAUAAUGAGAAUGCAACUGCAUCUUUGACUGCAUCAGCAAUUUCUCAGGACGAUUCAAGUGUAGCAGCUCCGCAAACAUCACGGCCAAUCAUUAUUUCUAAUAUUUUGUUAAAUGCAGCACAGCCAUCAUCUAUCAGAAAUGUUUCACUAAAUACGACUCAGUCAUGCACUUCCACAAGUAAUACAGCGAAAAGACGCCAACUAUGGAAAAGUGCUCCAUUUGAUUGCAACGAUCUACCCAUUGCAUCUGGUUGUUAA